Molecule: messenger RNA, 12204 nt
Organism: Chara braunii
Lineage: Eukaryota; Viridiplantae; Streptophyta; Charophyceae; Charales; Characeae
Source: the annotation of a GenBank genome assembly
CCUCGAAAGGGGUGUCAGUUUGGGGCUCGGAAGAAGGGAAGGAGCUUGGGGGGGGGGCGUGGAUGUUGGCAUUGAGGAGCUGGAGGCAUUCUCUGCAGCUGUUGGCUUGGGAUUUUGAUGGAAAACAGGGGCUGGGGGGGCGACCUUCACUCCUCACAUCGCGAACAGGGGCGAACUGGGCGAGGGCAUGGUGGCAGCAGUGCAAACUCUAGCAGAUUUACGACAGUGAAUGGAACGGAGACCAGGGAGAAGAAUGGACGUAUACUCGACUGGGGUGAGGCUGGAAGAGCAGGGGGUGCGGGAAGGGGUGGAACCUGGUCUGAUCCGAGUGGAAAGGGUGAUGGAAAAGCAAUGGGGUCCAGUGCUCGGGUUCCAGGAGGGGCAUGUAUUGAUAGGCGGGAAUGGGGAGGCAGAGGAGGAAGAGGUGGAGAUAGAGGGGUGGGUUGGCAGGGGGAGGCUACCAGAGGGGGAGGGGUGAACAGUGAAACCAACAAAUUAACAUGGGUUAGAGAGGCUGCCGUACCUGCGACAGAUAAUGAGAGAGGAUGGGGCAGUCAUGGUGAGAGAGUGAAAGGUUGGAAAUGUCAGGGCUCAGAGACGGCAGCAGGUCCGGAAGCUGGCACAUGGGUUGGGGGAUCCCGUCUUCCAGGUGGGGUUGUAGCCUUGAAUGACAAUGCCGCAGAGCGGGGUGAUAAUGCGAGAGGGGCUGGAGCACUCUGGGAGCGUGAAAGGGGGGCAAUGUCUGGAGGGCAGAAUGACGAUGGGCGAAGAGGUCAGGGAGGAGGUGAACGAGAGCAGGGGUGGUGUGGAAGGUUGGGCAGAGGGCGCGACAGGGGUACUUGGAGUGUUGGGGGCUUGGAUCGAGGAAGAGGAGGGUGGGGAAGGGGAGAUGCUGAAGCAGGCACUGGCGUUGCUGGAGUUCGUGGAGUGGGGGGGAUAGGUGGAGUGGGUGAUCAAAAUCGGGAAGCGGGCAGGGCGGCAUGGAACAAUGCAAGAGGAGGCAGGCUGUUCGGUGAUAAAGCAUUGUCAUUCCCGACCAAUGUUGGCUGGCAGGGUUUCGUAGGCAACUGCUUGAAACUUCCCGAUACCACCAGUUUGCCUCUUGCGUUGGCUCUUGGCAAUACUGUCUCUCAUAAUCCCACACAGCUGCUAGAUUUCCAUCCGUUAUCCCCUACCUUGUUUCCGCGACCAAGAUCAGGAGGACAGGGUAUCUUGGGGGUCGGGCCUGGUCCCCCUUCACAGCUUUUGACACAGCAACUGGCAGCUGCACUGAUAGGGAUAGGAGGAGGGACAGGCGGAGUGGAAAUUGGAGGGGGGUGUGCACCUCCUCCGACGAUUGGAGGGGGGUGUGCACCUCCUCCGGCGAUUGGAGGGGGGUGUGCACCUCCUCCGGCGAUAGGAGGGGCAUCCAUUGACGUUGGGGUCACUGGAAUUGGACCCGGGAUAGGCAGGGUGCAGCAGCUGUCUGACUCAGGAGAUAGAGGGCAUACUGGGCAUCAGGAUGGGCUCCAGGGGGUGAAUCAGGGAGUGACGCUCUCGCGCUCAGACCCAGGAGUAACUGAGGCGUCGGGUGCUGCUGCACUUGCGAGCAAAGGAGCUGCUACAGGAGGCACAUCUGAAACUGGCCAACCUCCUGCACCGCCUGUGCAAGAAACCUCGGGGGAUGUGGUUGCCGGGGCCCGACCAGUUGGGAGCGGUGGAGGUGUAGAGGGGGCUCCUCUGGGUGCCUGGCAAGUACUGAUUCCACUAACAGGGGAGGUCGGCGACCCCGCUAGAAUUGAUGGCAACGGUGUGUUUUCGGAAGGUAGGCCUGCAGGAGGAUGGAUGUACCAGGAUUUGCAGGGUGUCUUGCAAGGACCGUUUCCAUUGAGUCAACUGAAGCAGUGGCUUCAUGAGGGGCAUUUUAGGCCAGACUACCCUGUGAGGAGGGAGGGGGUUGAAGUGUGGGUGGAAUUGGCCAAGGCAGACUCACCGUCGGUUGUGCCCCUGUCCAUACCAAUGCCACUAAUACAUCACAGCCUUGGAUCUGCCCAGUUCGGAGCCGACUGCGGGGAACUUAAGGCAGAGGGGCAGGGUUUUGCUAUGCUCAUGCCUGGUGCGACAUAUCGGGAGAUGGGUGUUGUUUCACAACCCGAGCACCUCAUACAAGGCGGACAGGCAGAAGCUCAGCAACAAGGAAGGCAGGCGAAUGGGUUAGUGGGUAGUGGGAUGCUCUGUGGAACAAUGGGAUCGACAGAUGGAACAAUGACCAGGCAGGUGUCAGGAACAAGAGAAGCGAUGGGGUCUAUUGCGGAUGGUGUUGUAACUCUACAAGGUCCUCCGGAUGUCAUGAGCGUGAAUGUACUUCCGCUGCAGGGCGCAGUUGAGGGACGGGUCGAUGGGCUCGGGAAUGGGGAUGCAGCUGGGACAAUGGAUGAAUGCAGGGGAAGUGACUCUGCAGGAGGGCAUGUCGUGGAAAUGGAGAUCGAUGGUGCAGAGGAUAGCGACGACUUUUCCAAGCACGACAUGAUUGUAGAGUCCGACUGCAGUGUUGAGCCUCUGCCUCUGCCAAUGCCACCUCCACCGCCACCACCACCCCCACUUCACCGAGAGGAGGAGGAGGAGGAGGUGAUUCUCCGCCAGAAGGCUGCUCGUUACGAUGCAGAAGGCAGCGAGAAGGCCAUGGCCACAGAGGACGGAACUGUGGGUGCAUGUGACCAAGCAGAGGUGUCUGGAUUUGGAGCCAUUCAUGGACCCUCCUGUGCUGCUGAAUCAGGAAUGCUAGGAGUCGGACCCGAAGAGCGGGAUGUCUUUCUUCAGCAGCAGCAGGAACAUCAGCAGGUGGAUGAUCAGCAGCAGGUGCAGGAGCAGCAUCCGGUGCAGCAGCAGGUUCAGGACCAGGCUCAGCAGCGGGUUCAGGACCAGGCUCAGCAGCAGGUUCAGGAGCAGGUUCAGGAGCAGCAGCAGCAGCCGGAGGAGCAUGAGCAGAUAGAGUCGCCCCAGCUGGAGGUCCCUACUCGGCAAGGCCUAACAAUUGAGGAAAGGGUGGAGCGGUUGCUGGGGACGACAAGGAUUAUUCCUGGGAAGGAGAAGGACUGCAUUCUUGAGGCAUUGAGGAGGUGCUCCAUCCCGCAACAGCUCGAGGAUGAGAGAUAUGACGCAGAAAUGAUGCUAGUGGCUGCCGACCAGGGUUUUGGCGAGUUAGGGGUGAUCGGGAGCAUGUUUGGCAGUGCAGGCCGGUCGUAUGAAACGGGAGAGGAGGGUCAGAGGCAAGGUGAUAGCAGUGUGCGUGUUGCAGGACUGCAAUUCUGCAAGUGUGGAGUUAACCGGGCAGAUGGCGAGCAGGUUGAGGACGCGGAGAGACGGCUUGGCAGCAGGGACAGCUGCUCCAGGUGUGGAGGGGUGAUCUUGGAGAACGGAACCGGUGGCUUAGAUGGAUCAAUUGGAGAAGGUGAAAGCAAAGGAGUAGGCGGAAAGGUGGCAGAAGUGCGUGGCAAGGAGGAUGAUGAAGAGGGGAUGGAGGACGAGGAAACGGAGGAGGUUGAAGAGGAAACAGAGGAGGAUGACGAUAAAGAGCCAGAGAAGAAGUAUCAUUGGCCCUUGCGCGGAGGGGACUGGAGUCUGAUUGAUGAGUCGGCUUGUCAUGGGAGUACACAUGAUGAGAAGGCCCUUCGGCACAGAUUGCACUUGCGUAAGCAAGUUGUGAACAAAGGCUUGCCUCUCUGUCUAUCGGACGGGAGCAGGAAGGAAGUGAACGACCCGAGGCUUUCCAGGAAAGCACCGUUCCCAGAUUGCAAUGACAAUGAGUCUGUCGAUGAACCACCCUGCUUGCUGCAGCUGCCAGACUGGGCCUGGCAAUGCCCUGCCGAAGAUGUUACUGAGAUAGAUCUUGAGCAAGUUGCGGAAGGAAGGGAAGCAACACCUAGGCAACUUCUGAUCCAAGCAUCAUCGACGCCCUCUCAGAUAGGGAAAGCAGCGCUAAGCGGACAGGGGGCGGGUAUGGGAAGCAUGGGAGCGGGAGCAGUCCAGCAUGACGAUUCCCAGGGAAAACUUAUCCGAAAUGACAGCCGCAACAAGGCGUGGGGUGCUGGUGGGACGGGGCGGGUGCCCCCUCCUACCAGGGCAGUGAAUCGGGUUGGAGGCACACCAAACAAAUCGGCUGCUGGCAGUCAUAAAAGUGGACCCAUGGCUUGUGGAAAUACGAGGCCACAUCCUCAUUUCCCAGGGGGGGGAACCGGGGCACUUAAAUCGGGUGCAGUUGCACAUGGGGUGGCAGCUACUCAGGCCUCAAAAGGGCCGACAACUCCAUCAGUGUUCUUGGGGACUUCUGCAGCUGCAACACGGGCGAAAGGCAUCGAUGAAAUGGAUGGGAGGGAAAUCAUGAUGGUGGUGAGGAGGAAUGCUCUGGUGAUGAGACAACGGUUGGAGGGCACUGCAUCUGAGGAGACGUUGGAUGCCGCGAGGGUUGGUGCAACGCCCAAUGUAGAUAAAGUGCCAGAAGGUAGGGAUUCAGAAACGGUCAGAGAUGUAGAACAGCAGGCAGGAAGUGCGCCUGAGGUGGACAGAAGGGUGGAUGAAACACGUGCAGCCGAUCCUGGCAGUGAAGAAAAGGUGCCUCACAUGAAGUGGGUUCGAAAAACCCGAUGGGCUGGUGAUCUGCCCACUGCUCAUGUCGAGUCCUCGGUUGUGAAACUGUUGGCUGAUGUCCACACUGGGUCCGAUGUGGCUCAUGGUAUCUCCAUGACAAGGGCACCGAGUAAGGAAUCAUUCCAUCCGCAGGUGAUAACGGACGGCAAGCCGGGAGGUGACGCUGGGGAUGAUGGAUCUAUUUUGAGAGCUCUGGGGCCUUCACGAGCAUCGUUAUGUCAGUUUAUCUCUCUUGCAUCAGGGAAAGGAGGGCUCCCACCUGUGCAAUCCACCGGAAGAGAGACGUGUGCAGAAUCACCCUCUGUUUCUGACCGUCCCUGUGAUGGGUGUAUGCCAAAUGCAGUUCCCACUCCCUCACGACUUGUGGUGGCCGUUGGUGGAGCGACUGUCAGCACAAUGGCAGUUCAAGAAAGUGGCCCAGGAGCAGGGGCAAUGGUUUUGCUAGCUGACCAGAAACCAUUGGGAGUGACGUUGCUUCCGGAGGAAAUAGGUGCUGAACGUGAGAUUGCGGCUUCUGGGUUUGAGAGCAAGCCGGGAGGGGAAUGGUCUGAGGGAGCAGGAGCACGAGCAGUGGUAGCAGGCAGAGAUGCAGGAGGGGGCCGAGAAGAAGCUGUGCAAGGGGAAGAACCUAGUCAACGAGGAGAACAGGUACCCAAACCAAGAGAAGAGGAAACAUGCUAUGGACCAGAAUUUCUAAAGUUUGCAUGCGACAAACUUCACUCCCAUGUCAUGAAGUCGUAUAGCAGCCAUGUGUUUUUGGCAGCAAUUGAUGACGCUCUUGGAAGAUUGCUGGAAAGCAAGGGCAAGUUGAAGGGAACAGCUGGAUCAGGUAAAUGCGGCGGCGGUGGUGCAUUGCGCACAAGCUACAUUCCUAAUCAGGCGGCUGGCCUGGUGGCGAACAAAGGGGUGGCGGGUAACAGAUUUGGCAGUGCAGAGGGAGGGGCAGUUUUGGGUACACAGCAAACUGUUUCUUCGUCAAGGAAACUGCCAAAGCCUGGGAGGGCAAAGGAGAGAGAUCGGGAGGAUGCUCAGAAAGUGCUGUCUACCCCCAAAAAGGUGGCAAGUGGAGCAGGACAUGCUUCAGGGGAGGUGGAUGGAGAAGAGCCAGGCCCUCCGCCAAUGCCCCGAAAGACUGACAGCAGCUCCAUCCUGCGAAAACGUCGCACUGUGACGGAUGAUGAUGACGAUGAUGGCCUGAGUGAUGGUUCUCGGAAUCAGAAAAGACGAAUUGAGGUGGACCCCUGUAGCCCUUCGUGUGUUGAUCCUUGGAAAGUGAGUCGAAUUGAGGGCAGGGAACAGGUUGAGAGUGGCGGUCACAGCUCGCCGGGAGGUCAUCACCAUUUGAGCCUGGAGGUGAACUCGCAUGGCAUUGAUGUGCACGAGGUUCAAUCCACCAGAGAUGGAAGGGACGGCGCCAGCUCGAGCUCACACAAACCAGAUGAAGCGUUGAUGAAUCACGUGAAGGUCCAUAGAUCUCCCAGUCAUUUGGCUCCAAUGUCUACUUAUGGGAGAUUAGCAGAGUCCUCGGUGAUGGAACUGGCGAGGCCAGCAUCACCGUCAGGUCUUCCUGGGCGGAAUGAAACUGUUAAAAAGGUCUCUGGGAAAGGUGGGCAAGUUGGAAGCACUUUGGAUGGCAGUUCUGCAAGUCAGGUCGUCACGGGUGGGUUAACACCGGACAUUGCCGAGCACCGACCUGCAGGAUGGGCUCAGAUGAAGGUUGAUUUACUCGUUCGCUGUUUCUGCGCUCUUAGGGGAGACCCAAAGGCGGUUGCCCAAGCCAUGAGUACUUGCAAGAGAUGGCGCGAGGCGGCACAGAUCUCCAAGCCCAACUCUGAUCGCUUGAAUUUGUCAUCGCUUAAUGCAGAUUGUAGUGAUGAGCUCUUGGAGUUGAUUCAGAGCUUUGGACUGGGCGAAUUGAAACGGGUCACUCUGCGCGGUUGUGUGAACCUGAGCUCCGAUGCAGUGCAGAGGCUUCUGCAGUCUCACAAAACGAUUAAUUGGGCGGACAUCAGAGGUUGCCCCCAGCUCGAAUGCCUUGUUCAGAAAGAACCUCAUAUUCAUUGGGUCACUAGUCACAGUGCCGCUGGUGUGAAGAAAUCCAAGUCGAGACUGAAACUAGAGUGUGGCCGGGAAGGUAGUAGCGGCUCGCCAAAUUUGCACAAGAUUGGAAAGAUGGCCGAAAGCCGGAUUGCGCAUGUUUCUGGGAAGGUGCCCCGUGUGAUUGACCCGGUAGAGAGCCGUGGAAGCGGAGGGGCUGUCCAGUCUGGAAGCGUGAGGGCUGGUGAUUCUGUGGGAAGGAUGGCACGGAGUGUGUCCAUUGGAGCAGAUUUCUAUGGUGAUGGGGCUGUACAUCGUCACAGGUUUGACGAUGCAGGUGAUGCCAAGGGUGCAAAGGUUCUCGAGAUGGCUGCAGAUGCGAAGGGGGCAAGGGCCCGCGAUAAUCGUCGGCUUGUCGACGGUGGUGCUGUGACAAGUGGGGUGGCUGGAAGCAUGCGGCGGGUUUUGUUGAAGGCGGCGGGCUCAAAAACUUGUCUUGCAGGGAGAGAGAGCGGAAAGGGGAGUCCAAGUGGCCAGACUUCCAUAGACUCUGGUGGGAGAUUCGAACUGAACAGUAUGUUUGAAAGAGAGGUUGCUGAGGUGUUGCAGCGUAUUGAAAAGGCGGACACUGAGGGACUGCUAAGCCAACCGGGCAAGGAUGAUGGAGCUGGCAAUCACAACAAGAGGCAUUGCAACUUGGCUGUCAUUGCCAAAAAACUUGCUGCUGGUCAAUAUGGCAAGCCAUCAGGACCGCAGGAUUUCAAGAGAGAUGUAGGCAGCAUGUGUCGUCCUCUCCUUCUGGGCCGGAAUCCGAAGAUUGUGCAAAUUGCAGUUAAACUAUCGACGAAGCUGUGCGAGAAGUACGCAGAGUCAGCAGCACUCUUGGCUCAGCCCGCUGGUAGAGCUGUUACGAAUGGGAACUUGCUUCGUUGUGGCCAGAAGCCUGGCAAAGUGUACAAGGUUGGAUAUGCUGGGGACCAUGCAACAAGCCGGAAAAGGAAGGAGAGGGAGGAAGAGAGGUUUGGGAACAGGCAUAGUUUGCGGCAUGCAAGGAAUGAGUGCAGUGGGAGUGAAAAUGAUGAAUGCUCAGAAAGAUCGGGAUCAGAUGAUGCCUGGCUUGCUAGUGAUUCACAGGAUGACGAGGUGGAGAUUGGAAUGAUAGAUGAGACUGAUGAUGAAGAGGAAGAGCUGCUCUCCUCUGAAGAUGACACUGACGAUUCUAUAGAGGAUAGGGAUGCUGGCAACGUUAAUGAUGCGUCAACAGGGUCUUCAUCACCCUCGUCUUCCGAGGAUGAGGGAACGGAAACGUCAUGGGAAGAUCUUGUCGCCUUUCGGAGAGGGGAUCGAGGACACCACCGGGGGAACAAGAUGCACAAGGCAGCAAUGGUGCCACCGAUUACACGAAAAUAUACUGUUGUUGAAGAGUAUGUCUUUACAGAGGAUCGUGAGGUAGUGGAGAAGAAGUUGGCCGUCAAGCUCCCAAGAGACUACGAGGACCGGGUCAAGUCCCUAAAUGAAAUGAAGAAGAGGUGUGGGGAGGACGGGUUCGUUCACGAUGAUGGCCUUGAUGGUCUCCCCGAAGUGAAGCCUUUCCAGCCACGGAAACAUGUCAAUGUGGAUGUGAUUGAACAGGAGGUUUAUGGUAUUGACAGCGCAACAUACAAUCUAUUGCUGGACAUCAUGCCCAAUCACAUAAAGGACUUCCACGCUGAGGAAACCCAUUGCGAGUUCAUAGAGGAGCGGCUUUUGAGAGUUCUGAACCAGGAGAUGAGAGAUUUCACUGGCACAGGAAAGGCGCCUGAUCAAACACCUUUGGAAUCUCUUGUGGAGAAGAUAAUGAAGGACGCUGAGCGCUCUGGGGAUAAACCUUUGCAGGAUUUCUGUCAGUGUGUCUGUAACGGCAUACGGGAGCAAGAGGACGAGAAGCCUGUGGCUUGGCGGAAGGGACUUGGGGUUGUCUGUAACAGGGCAGAAGGAUUUCCAAAGGACGACUUUGUGGUGGAGUUCUUUGGUGAGGUAUAUCCCCCAUGGAGGUGGUAUGAAAAACAGGACGGCAUCCGGAAAAUUCGUACCCAAAAUAAGGACACAGCAGUGCCAGAGUUUUACAACAUUUUGCUGGAAAGACCUAAGGCGGACGUGGAUGGAUAUGACUUGCUGGUGGUGGAUGCGAUGCACCGGGCGAAUUUUGCCAGCCGUUUAUGUCAUUCCUGCAGGCCGAAUUGCGAAGCGAAGGUGGUAGCCGUCAACAACAAGUACAUUAUUGGAGUGUAUGCCCUUCGAGAUAUUCAGUAUGGAGAGGAGCUCACCUUCGACUAUAAUUCGGUAACAGAGAGCGUUGAAGAGUACAACAAUGCAGUCUGUUUAUGUGGGAUGCGCCAGUGCAAGGGUAGUUUCUUCAAUCUGUCCAACUCCGCGACUUAUAAACAGGUCAUUGCUGAGAAACAUAGUAUUUUGGACAGACACAAACUGCUGCUGUCAGCCUGCCGUGGAGAACCCAUCACUCUAGCCGACAAAAGAGAGCUUGAAAAAGCUGGCUUCAGGGACUCUGUGCUGAGUGGACUUCCUUCGUGGGCAGUCAAGUAUGCUGCUAAUGUGGCUCAGUUUAUUCAUUAUGAGAAGGCCACACUUCCGAGGGAGUUGAUUAAGCAGAAUGCAAAGCAGAAGAAGAAAUCCUUCGCAUUUUUAGACGAUGAUGCUGCUCGUGAAAAUGCAGAGCAUCAGGCAGAAGGGACGUAUGCCAUUCGGUUGCAGAGUUUAGCCACCACCCUAGACAAGGUCAGGUAUUGCUUGAGGAAGUUGUUCAAGGACAGGGCAGUGUCCGCACCCCCUCCGAUCCGGCCUUUAGGGCCUCUUGAGCGCCUUGACAAGAUUUGGAGAGGAGAAGACUCGGUAGUCCGGGGUCUUCUACGGAGCAUGGCUCAGCAUGUCUCUUAUGACUACCAUCAGGAGCUCAGCAGAAAAGUGUGUGAGAGAGAGCCGUCAGAGCAUGGGGAUGUUGAAGCAGACACUAAAAGGGCCUUGUUGUGGUUGAGGGACGAGCUUGCACAGCAGAAGUGUGGAGAAGGGUGUAGACAUGACGCUGCAGCAGAUCUAAUGCACAUUUACGCAUACACUAAGUGUUUUUUCACUGCCAAUGAAUAUGCGAAGUUUUAUUCCCCACCUGUGAUGAUACAUGCAUUGGAUCUCGGCCUGAAUCCAGCCAGUGGCUGGGGGGAUGUGCCCAAGGAAACGGAGUUCACGAAGUCGUACCCACGAGAUUACAUCUGGGGCCAACUAGUUUUCUGGUUCAAGCAAACUGUUGCAGAUCCUGGUCAUGCUCUCCAGACCGAUAGAAGGGGUUUUCUGGUGCUUCCGGACCCAUCUUCAUGUUAUGCAAAGAAGCGUUCAUCUGCGCUGAGGCCGAGUUAUGGUGCCAAGUGUCGUGAGCAGAUGUUGCAGCGUCUGAUGGCGGGCGAAAAGCUUAAACCCUGGCCGAAACCCGACAAGUCAUUUUGGAAGUACAAGUCGCAUUCUCUGUAUGGAUCUCCUUUCUUUGAUGCUGUGUUUGAUGGCAAGGUGGAUGAGGAGAUGGUGGAUUGGUUGAGAAACCGGAAGUACACCUACUCUAGUCCUUACGACGAUUUGAGCGAUGGUUCUUGAUGGUGUCAUCAUUAACAACACUGGUUCUCCAAAACACCAGGUUGGCAUUGGUUCACAAUCGAAUGGGAUCAACACGCCUACUACUUUGGUGGGUGGCUGAUGGUAAGAAACGCCCCCUUCCCAUUGCCCCUGUCAUGAGCGUUGGCUGCGUUGCUUGUCUCUGCUUUAUAGCCAUGUGGUGCAAAUGCUUCCAUUAAGAUUGGUCGUCAACAGAGCAGCCAGAUGGGAUCAACACGCCUACUACUUUGGUGGGUGGCUGAUCGUCAGGAACGGUCCUUCCCAUGGGCCAUGGCCUCUGUUAUCGCUGGUCUCUACUUCAUAGCCAUGCGGUGCAAAUGCCUCCAUUGGUCGUCAACACAGCAGCAAGCCAGUUGUGUUCUUAACAGCUCUGCGCUUUAGCGCUGAUUUGGAUUGCUGCGUUUUGUGCGGUGAAAUCGCAACAGGGGAGUUUCACACAUGUGUGCAUUGUUGAAAUUCUGCAUGCCAGUCAUGGCGAUUGUCGUCCAUUACCAUGUGACCAAUGAAUGAAGCACGCCCUUAUUGGCUGGCCGGCUCGAUAGAUAGAUUGUCGUCUGCUACAUCUAAUGGAUGGCCGAAACACCCUUAUUGGCUGGCUGGCUGGAUGGAUGGAUGGAUGGAUGGAUGGAUGGAUCAGGCAUGUAUUGGGUUGAUCACUGGUGAGUGGUACCUAUGACAAAGGGUCGGUCUUUGUUCCAAUCUGGUUCAAUCUUGGCUGAUGAUGGAUGAGAAGUGGGUGGCGAACGGGUAAUGAAGAGGAACUAUAUUUGGCACUGAAUGGCUCAGGUGGGGCUUGUGGUCUUCUCCUCCAAGUGGUUUGGCAGCAGGGUACCAGAGAGCAGGAGUACCAGAUUGGGACCAGGAAAUUAUUGUUGUCCUCCCUAAAAUGGUGGGACACAGGCAUUGGGAAGCUAAUGGAUGGAUGGUUGUAUGGAAGGAUGUCAUACCUGGUGAGAACCCGGUCUCGCCUGAUGACUGCAGAUCGGUUGAGAUGUCAGUACGAUGGUGAACGCGGAUGAGAUCCAUCAUUUCAUUGGCUUGAGUCUGUGGAAUGUGGGGGAACUCCUCAAGUGUUCCUAUUUGCACUGGGUUGUCACACAGAGAGAGAGAGAGAGAGAGAGAGGAUAUGGACACGACAGGAGGAAUCCAUCCAGGGAUUGCUCUCCUCUCUGACAGUGACAAUUAUAGUCGUCAAUGGGAGUGCUCAGAAAGGGAGAUUGUACCAGGACUUCGACCAAUUCUUUCUGUUGGCAAGGCCUACAGUUUUCACCCGAAUUGAAUGCCCCGUCAUAAUCGCCGCACCUAGACUGAGAGUGCCCCAAAUACGGCGAUAAUGACUGGGCAUUCUAUUCAGCUAAAGACGGUAGAUGGCAAACUGGUAUCCCCCUAGUCUGAGAACAACGCUUACAGAGAUUGCUUCCAACCGUGCAAGGAUCAGGGGUAAACUCUAUCAGGAAUUGGGAGGAAAGAGAGGAGCGGGGAGAGGAGUGAGGAGAGGAGCAGUAAGAGUUGGAGGAUGGUUGGGCUAUGAACGUGCGACUGGCUGGAGGUCUGCAAGACAUUGAGUCGGACCGUGUGACACUUGGGGUGCAACUGGCCCAAGAAAAAUAGGCGUCUGUCGGUGAAUCUUCAACUGAAACCGAGGAUUCCGAAAGAAAGAUGAGUUCGGUCCCAGUUAGUGUAGGGUCUCCGAGCAGGAUGGGAACGCACAGACCCCCUGAGACAUCAGACACGUACAGGACAAUGUGAGGCUCACUGCAUAUGCUGUUUUCUGAACUGUGUUUAUUAUGCACCAUUCACUGGCACAACCAGCGCCAGACAACAGAACGUGAGAAUGGGACGUGCAUGUCCUGAUGGUCUUUCUCCCGUUGGUGCAGAGCGAAG